This is a messenger RNA of Caenorhabditis elegans, 1756 nucleotides long. It is a transcript of the gene tceb-3, whose product is annotated as Transcription elongation factor B polypeptide 3. Lineage: Eukaryota; Metazoa; Nematoda; Chromadorea; Rhabditida; Rhabditidae. Gene Ontology annotation, cellular component: nucleus; elongin complex. Gene Ontology annotation, biological process: transcription elongation by RNA polymerase II; transcription by RNA polymerase II. Bases 94 to 1398 code for a protein of 434 amino acids. The transcript has 5 exons. The record is from RefSeq and is marked reviewed.
UUCUCUUCUCAACGUGUCUUCGUCGCCGUCGCCACUUUCUCCCUUUGACGAGGACACUUCACAACAAAACUACUGCACACACACACACAUACAAUGCCGGAGACGGACGAGGAGAAGGUUCGAAGAUACACGGAAUGUCUUAUGAAUGGUAUUGAUCCGAAGCGAGCUCUGAAGCGACUCUAUGAUCUCAACGUGUCACCAGAAGUUUUCAAGUCAGCAGACACCUACCAGUGUGUUAAACGAUACGAGUCUUCUCCUGAAUUGGCGAAAUAUGCGAAACGAGUACGAGACAAGCUGUUAGGCGGCCGAAAACGAGAAAAGGGAGGAGGAGAAGAUGACGCGGAUAUUGAACACACUGCAUUGAAAAAGGCGAAAAAGGAGGAAGUGAAUCUCGAUGAGGAAUUCGCUGAAGCUAUGAAAAGCGGAGUUUCAGCACAAGCGUCGAGUGCUCCGCGAGCAACUGUAGAUUAUAGCAAGUACAAGGUCGUGAAGCGAGUGGAGGUCAAGGUGGAACCGAAACCGGAGCCAGUGGAUGUUCAUGAACAGCAAGCCUCGUCGUCAUCAAUGUCUUAUCAAAGGGAACAUCAGAAAGAUUAUGCUCCGGUAGUUCCAACUUGCAAGCCAUCGGGUCAACCGAAAAAAGCGAUACCUCAAAGCAAAAGCUUACAUGCUGAUGAGAAUAUGUUCAAGCCACGAAAAGAACGACAAAAGGUGUUUGCUGGACGAAGGAAAAGAGUUGGAGAAGGUGUAUCAACACUUGUUUCCUUGUGCCAAACUGUUCUGAUGUCGCACAUUGACAUGAUCGAUCAUGUCGGAAUAGUACCAUUUGAUCUACUGAAGCCUGUUCUUGACCACGCGAGCACUGACCAACUCCGACAUAUACUGGACGUGAAUCCGAUGCUUGUUGAAGACGCUGACGAGAUGUUCCACGAGAUGGUCAGCAGAGAGUUUCCAAAAUAUGCGAAUCGAGAGAAGUCGGGAUGGACGUGGCGAGAAAUGUAUGAUCGACUCGUUGAGAAGAAGCAGAAAAAGGAAAAUGAUAAGCUGGAAAUGUUGACGUCUCGAAUCGGGAAAUCGAACUCGGCACAGAGUCAGGGACGUCAAACGAUGGUAAUCGAUAUGGCGCAUACGAGAGUUCGCUCCAAGUCAUUCUUCAAUACAGUCAAGGAUAGUCAGGUGAAGAUGUCUGCCACUCCAUCGGCGUUACAACUGUCACAGGCACGGAAAAAUGUGAAAAUUGAGGGAAAAGCCCAACUUCGAACUAUAACACCACGUGGCGGUGGAGUACCUUCAACGUCGAGAAGUCGCUCAAACAACAACAACAAUAUGAACAAUGGACUCGUUGUCAAGAAAACUGCACCUCUAAUGGCAAAGUGCAAGAAAAUGUUGAAGCGAUAAAAUUCAAUUUUAUGACAAGAACUCUCUCGAUUUAAAAGCAAUUUGGAUACCAACUCGUUUUAUUCUUCAUGCGAAAUAUCAUGUUUCUCCUUUCCCCAAUUUCUUCUUCAUCAUCGUAUUUGUAUUCUUUUCCCAUUACGCUGCACAGUUUCUAGACACUUCCUUUUCAUAAUGUUUCAUGUAUUACUCAAUUUUUCACUGUAUUCAUUUUUCUUUUCCAAGUUCUUUCCCCCAAAAAAAAUUAGGUUCAUGUAGUGAGUAAUUCACCCAGUAUGUGUUCAUACCCGUCGAACUGGUCGUAUUUUAAUUUUUCUUAUUUUUUUUCUUCAAUAAAUAAACAUUUUUAUUAAAGCUUUAU